This is a messenger RNA of Symsagittifera roscoffensis, 2162 nucleotides long. Its product is annotated as galactosylceramide sulfotransferase-like. The coding region runs from base 1358 to 2095 and encodes 245 amino acids. Gene Ontology annotation, molecular function: galactosylceramide sulfotransferase activity. Gene Ontology annotation, cellular component: membrane. The transcript has 4 exons. Lineage: Eukaryota; Metazoa; Xenacoelomorpha; Acoela; Convolutidae. Gene Ontology annotation, biological process: glycolipid biosynthetic process. The record is from RefSeq and is a predicted model, not a curated record.
AUAAAAGACCAGCUGACAAAAUUGAGCAGCCUAGAUUUUACAUGCGUAUAAACGAGAACUUCUUAAGAAAACCAGAACAAAUUUUCAACUGCCAGCUUGUGCCCAAGCACUUUCUGAGCAUUACGAUCAUGGGCUGGUACCGCCUCCUUUUUUUCAAUUUCCAGGAUUUUGUCACACCGUGGCAGCCUGACAUUGCUAAUCUUCUUACCUUCCUACCGACCGUACUUUACCAUGGGAGGAGGAUAUUUGGGACUACAAUUCAGACGCAUCGAAGGGAGAGGGCACUAAGUUAUCCAGAAAACGAAGUGUGGUCAACAAGUCAACAAGAGACAGUGCACCUAGCCCGUGCCUAGUCAGAGUUAAAAAUUGGGUGUGAAGGCGGCUCUAGGCUGAAGUUGAGCGUGAACAGGAAAACGAGGGCAACAUUAUGUUAAGCAGCGACGAGGAGAGCGCAAAUGAUAAUGGCAAUCAGCAAGAAGAUGAGGUUAACACUGACGCGCACAAUGAGGAGCUUGAACCUAAAAAUCAGUCUCGUAGUAAACGCUUGUUGCCCAGAAUGCUCGGUAGCCGAAGUCGGGUUUGCUUUCAACCCCAAAGAGAAUCGAGCGAUUAAUAUGAGGAGACUAGAAAAAAGUAUUAAAACAAGGGACGACCCAAACUUCAGACCAAGUAUUCAAGCGAACUUCUCUAAAGCAAAUUGUAUCUGUUUUGAAUCUUGUGUAUAGAAAAUAUCAGUAUGAGUAGGUACUUAGAUACAAUCAAGGCUGUCUAGGUUGGUAAGUGACUAGCAACUUGAUCUUUACAUGCGAGAUAAGACACGACAUCUAACAGAUUGUACAAAACUUAAAUCGGCAUUUCUGAUAAAAUGGUGAAUAUCUGCUUAUUCUGGCACGUGAAUGGAAAAAACCAACUGAAAUGGUCAGAAUUUAUGAGGGUAUAGAUCUAAGGAUGAUCAAUUUAUUCAAUUAGACAAAAUUCCGUAGAGGAUAGGAGAUAUUGACUUACAUUGAGUAGUGAAUUAAGAGUGAAAUAGUAGAAUUGGUGCACUAGGAGGAUCAGAAUUCCAAGAUUGCUAGAGCAAGAACAGAUAUUGCUCUGAAGAGAAAACCUGUAAAGUAGAUCUCGGCUCCUUACGAUGUGUUGAUACUUUCAUAUAUACCUCUGUUUUGAGACACUUCUGUAUUCUUCAAUUGCUCAAUUCAAUUUACUCCAACUAUUGUGGAGAUAGCACUCAACCUUAGUUGCACUGCUAUAGCACAGUACUAAAAGAAGAUUUAUGCGAUGAAGAUGAGUGAACAGUGUAGUUUGUGACAUCCCAGACACGUUUGAGUCGCGCGUGAACUACUUCAACCUCACUAUGCACUUCAACCUCACAGUCUCCAACAGAAACUGCUCCAGGAGACAAGCUCUGGAGUUGCUGCGACAUUGGCAAAAAUUACCCAUUAAACAACCGGUGGGUGGCUUAUUCUCCAGAAUUUGUCUCGGAAAUGGUUACUACAUGCAGUUCGAACCAUCAAUGAGUUUCACGGAUGUUGUCGUAAAGCGGGACUUCUCAAUGCUUCAAUCUACUAUCGAUAUGAUGGAUCGCAAUUUGGACGUGGUCCUCAUAACAGAGCUCUUCGACGAAUCUCUGAUCGUUCUACAACAGCAUUUGAAAUGGCCUCUGAAAGACUUAGUUUACUUCAGAAAAAUGGAAAGAAUGAUAGGAGCAAAUGUGAGAAAUUCAUCCAGUUUGACGUUCGAAGAAGAAAAAGAAUACCAAAAUUUGUCUCGGUCAUAUUUAACUGCCGAUGAUCAAAUAUACAAACAUUUCCGACAAAAAAUGGAACGGCAAAUUACUGAACUGGGAUCUGGAUUUGUGAUUGAGAAAGUAGAAGAGCUGAAAGUGUUGAACCUAAAAACAGCUGCAAAAUGUGGUUUCAAGAAAAGUUUUGAGAAGAUAUCUUACAAACCUAAUCAUUUAUUCAGUAACGUUAAUAUUUCGAGAGCCAACAUUUCUGAAAACUUACUCAACUUCUGCAGAGAGUUUACCUACUCAGAUCGCAAAUUUGGAAAGUAUCUCAAAAAACUUCAAAAACAGCGUGAGAAUUCGUGAUUAAAUGGAAAUUUAUAUUAAGAAAAUCAUUGUUCCAGCUUCCAAAGAAAAGUGACGGAAUAGUCAC